AUGUCCGAAGCAAACCCAACCGUUUGGCCGGUUUGGGCUGUGUUGCUCGCGAAGGGGCUGGAGCCGCCACCCUCCCCGCCCUGCCCUGCCCUGCCCUGCCCAGCCCAGCCCGAGCCGGCGGCCUGCUCGGCCGGAGCCCAGGGAAGCGGCCCGCCCGCCCGCCCGCCUCCGGCUGCUGCUGCUGCCGCCAGGGCGGCCCGCUCCAGCCACGGCCCGGCCGAGCCCAGCUGCUCGAGCGGCUGCGUCGGGGGGCCCGGGGGAGGAGGCCCCGCGGCGGCCGGCCCCCCCGGGCGCCCCCUCCCUCCGCGGCCUGCAGGGGGGCCCCGAGGCGGGAGGGGGGGCCAGAGACCUUCCUGGGGGGGGGCUGCCCGGGGGUGGGGGUGGGGGUGUGAUGUGCUGAUUAUGUACGGGAGAGAUGCCGGCGAGUGGUGUCAGUAUCUCCAGAGCCUCUUCCAUUCCUGCCAGGACCUCCAGAGCUACCUGGUGGAGAGCGGGACUCCGGUCCCCCCGGAAAAGGUGGAGCUCUGCCGGAGCAGCCGGUGCAUCGUGGUUCUGCUCUCCUGCGAGCUGGUGCAGGCCUUCCGGACCCCGGCCGUCCUCCAGAGCCUGCAGGAGGUUCUCCAGCCGCCUCAUAAAGUCGUGAAGCUGUUCUGUGGCGCGGCAGAAUGCGAGGAUUACCAAGAGUUCUUCCAAGACUGGUCCCAGUGGAAACAGCUGACGUACGACGAUGACCCCGAGUCCUACAUUGUAGCUGUCAUGAAGGCAAUUUCAGAAGGAGAUUCUGGUUGUGAUUCGGUGACUGAUGCAGAAGCGGAGGAUGUCAGAGAGCGACGCAACUCCUUCAGCGUGUCAGCGAGGCGGCAUCAGGGGACACCAGGGGCCAAAGCAGGAAACCUCACUGCAGUGGAGCCUCAUCGCAUACGCUGUGGGGUGCAGACAACCAUGUACAUAAUCCUAAAAUGCAAGCUGGAUAACCAAGUGAAAAUGGAAGUGGAAUUUUCUCCUGCAAAUUGUCAGUCUGUGCGAGUCCUUUCCAAGAUGGAGAAUGAGUAUACAGUCUCCGUUUGUACCCCUGACUUGCCACCUGGCCCAGUAGGUCUGCGGUUGUAUGCUGGGGAUUUAAUUGUAGCCGAAGCGGACGUUCUCUAUUACACUGACAUGGAAGAAAUCAGCCACUUGCUGGCUUCUGCGGCAAAUCCUGUGGAAUUUAUGUGCCAGGCAUUUAAAAUAGUUCCUUACAACACAGAAGCUCUGGACAAGAUCCUGACGGAGACACUGAAGAAAAACCUUCCCACCAGCGGUUUGCACCUCCUAGGGAUCAACCAGCUGGAGGAAGACGACCUGAGCACAAGUCAGAGGGAUGAAGAGCUGCCCACUCUCUUGCACUUUGCUGCAAAAUACGGGUUGAAGAACCUCACAGCCCUGCUGCUCUCCUGCCCAGGAGCCUUGCAGGCGUACAGCGUGGCCAACAAGAACGGCCACUACCCCAACAGCAUUGCAGAGAAACAGGGCUUCAGAGACCUUCGGCAGUUCAUUGAUGAAUAUGUGGAGACAGCAGACAUGUUGAAGAGCCACAUAAAGGAGCAGUUGAUGGAGGGGACAGAAGACAACUCGGCUUACGAGUCCAUGGCCCACCGCUCCACUGACCUGCUGAUGAAAUGUUCUUUGAAUCCUGGCUGUGAUGAGGAACUCUAUGAAUCCAUGGCUGGCUUGGUCCCUGGGGCCUCAGAAGACUUGUAUGUAGAAAUGCUUCAGUCAGAUGCCAGCAACCCCCGGACGACAAAGGACUACAUGAUGCGCAGAUUCUUAGAAGGGGUAAGUGUGGCUGAGCCAGAAUGCAAAAGCGAUAUAUACGACCUGUGUGAAGAUGAAGAAGUGUAUCACACUGUCGAGCAGGACAGCUUUCCUUCUGAGCUGAUCAACAGACCCCCAGUUCCCGUGCCGAGACCUGACCCCACCAGGCAGGAGGACAAAGAAUCCUACAUUUAUAAAGUAUUUGCAGGAAAAGACAGAGAGAGGCCUGGGAAUCUCUACGUGUCUUCAGAGAACCUUAGGAAAGCUCCGAGGGCUCCUUUCCAGUCCAGCGUCUACGAUCCCUUUGCUGGGAUGAAGACCCCCGGGCAGAGGCAGCUGAUCACUCUGCAGGAGCAAGUGAAGCUGGGGGUGUUGACUGUGGACGAGGCCGUCCUGCACUUCAAAGAGUGGCAGCUGAAUCAGAAGAGGAGGUCGGACUCCUUUCGUUUUCAGCAGGAAAACUUGAAAAAACUGCGAGACAGCGUCACACGGCGGCAGCUUGAGAAGCAAAAGACAGGCAAGCAUUCAGACUUGGAAAUCACGGUGCCUCUGGGACAUUUCCAGAAGACUUCCAGGAAACCAGAAUGUGGCGUAUAUGAAUUCGGCCCCCAGAAAAGUAUCUUCCCACUGAGUAAAGAGAUAAAGCGAGGGGGCUGGAAAACAGAGAGCUCAUCUAGCUCUGCAAGUAGUUCAAGUAACCGAUCUAGUACUCGAAGUAUACUAAGUGUGAGCAGUGGGAUGGAUGGAGACAAUGAGGAUAAUGAGAUGCCAGAAGUGAAGAGAAAUUUCAGCCCCAGGACGCAUCAAGGGGACCAGCACCACUUCGGGACAUCCGGAAGAACUCCGAGAGUACCUCCUCGUGUUGCUAGCAGGCCAUCGAGCAACGACAGCGUUCACCCGCCACCAGUGCCCCCAAGAGGUCGGUGA
Messenger RNA from Euleptes europaea (tarantolino), 2721 nucleotides. It is a transcript of the gene PIK3AP1, whose product is annotated as phosphoinositide-3-kinase adaptor protein 1. The record is from RefSeq and is a predicted model, not a curated record. Gene Ontology annotation, biological process: signal transduction. Bases 1 to 2721 code for a protein of 906 amino acids. Gene Ontology annotation, cellular component: cytosol. Lineage: Eukaryota; Metazoa; Chordata; Lepidosauria; Squamata; Sphaerodactylidae. The transcript has 18 exons. Gene Ontology annotation, molecular function: phosphatidylinositol 3-kinase regulatory subunit binding; signaling receptor binding.